Dentiscutata heterogama is the source of this 138-nucleotide messenger RNA. NCBI's taxonomy places the organism in Eukaryota, Fungi, Glomeromycota, Glomeromycetes, Diversisporales, Gigasporaceae. The record is from the annotation of a GenBank genome assembly.
CCAAAUCUCUACACCACAUUAUCUAGCCCACUUUGUCUAGAGGUUCAUUAUGAUAAUGCUUUAGUGCUUUUAACAGGAAUGGGUCCUGCAACCAUUCUGCUUCUCAGUCUUGGACUCUUACCAACUUUAUACCCCUAA